This is a messenger RNA of Penicillium salamii, 687 nucleotides long. NCBI's taxonomy places the organism in Eukaryota, Fungi, Ascomycota, Eurotiomycetes, Eurotiales, Aspergillaceae. The record is from the annotation of a GenBank genome assembly.
AUGGCUGCUCUCCUUAGCAACUCCGCCCGCGUUGCCCUUCGCUCGGGUGUUUCGGCUACCUCCAAGGCCGGCGCUGCGGGCCUGACUUUCGCCCGCGGCAAGGCCACCCUUCCCGAUCUUUCCUUCGACUACGGUGCUUUGGAACCCUCCAUCUCCGGCAAGAUCAUGGAGAUCCACCACAAGAACCACCACAACACCUACGUGACCAACUACAACAACUCUAUUGUGCAGCUUGAGGAGGCUCAGCACCAGGGCAACAUUGCUGCCCAGAUUGCCCUCAAGCCCGCCAUCAACUUCAACGGCGGUGGUCACCUCAACCACACCCUCUUCUGGGAGAACCUCGCUCCCAAGAGUGCCGGUGGUGGUGAGCCCCCCUCUGGUGCCCUUUCUAAGGCCAUUGACACCACCUACGGUGGAUUUGGCGAGUUCCAGUCUAAGAUGAACGCUGCCCUUGCCAGCAUUCAGGGCAGUGGAUGGGCUUGGCUCGUGAAGGACAAGCAGACCGGCCAGAUUAGCAUCCGCACCUAUGCUAACCAGGACCCUGUUGUCGGUCAGUUCGAGCCUUUGCUCGGCAUUGACGCUUGGGAGCACGCCUACUACCUCCAAUACCAGAACCGCAAGGUCGAGUACUUCUCUGCCAUCUGGGAUGUCAUCAACUGGAAGACCGUUGAGAAGCGCUUCUCUUGA